Messenger RNA from Rotaria sp. Silwood1, 342 nucleotides. The record is from the annotation of a GenBank genome assembly. Lineage: Eukaryota; Metazoa; Rotifera; Eurotatoria; Philodinida; Philodinidae.
AUGGUAAAUCCGAACCAUCCUCAAAAUGUGACCGUCUACCGACGUGCUGGAUUAACUCCUGAAAUGAUUCAAGAAUACAAUGCUAAUGUUGGUAAUCAAGUUAAAUGGCUAGGAUUUUCGUCAACAAGUCGCAACCGUAACAAAUUCACUACUGGCAAUACAUUGUUCAUCAUUGAUAUAAAAAAGCCUUGUUCACUUGAUGCUGGUGUUGAUAUUGCCGAUUUAUCUGUUUAUCCAGAAGAGAGUGAAGUACUGCUACCAGCUGGUGGUCGAUUUAAGAUUGAGAGGGUUGAAUACGACUCGGUCACAAAUAUUCAUGAAAUUAAUCUCACUAUUUUCUAG